UGCAAACAUAGAUACAAAUGUAUUGAAAAUAUUGUAACAAUAGAACUUUGAUUAUUUAAAGCCAUAGUAAUGACCAUUUGACCGAAACGGCUACUGGUCAGGGUUGUCAAGUCAUAGGCAAACAAACAAAUCUGACCAUAAAAGUAAAAUUCUUAAAAAACAUUCACAAAGCAACACAACCUUUUUGACCGUACUACAUCACAUAUUUCCUUUUUCAAAAUGUCUGGCGGAGAAAUAGAUUUGGUCAACAGAGAUCCAAAUGGACUUAAUGCUCAUUUAGGGACUUUGCAUUUCAAUGACGUUUUCGGAGAACCUGAUGGGGUACACAGUAUCGAUUGCGUAUGGAAAAUAUCAGCCAAAUGUUUCGACUGCUGGAAGCUGCUUUGUUACAACAUUCUGACCAUCAUUUACGGUAUCUUUAUUGCUGCUGAAUGGGGAUGUGAAUUUGCUAUUAUCGCUUUCUACCAUAUCUGGAUAAUUUCUCCAUGCAUGAAAAUCUUCGAAAUCAACUGCGGAAUCUGCCAGAGACUAUAUGCUACAAUUAUCAACUGCUGUCUUGUUCCAUGUUGCGAGGCUUGUGGAUCACUCUUCCAUGCAUUCAAAAAAUAAACGCAACGUUGAAAUACAAUUGUAUACAUAAAUGUACUAUUUAUUUUUUUGUUUAAUUCGAACUGAACUUAUCGUCAAAGUAUCUGUGAUAAAAGGAAGGAUAUAUUUUCAUGUUAACUCGUCCGUUGUCAACGGAAGGAUGGUAUCUAUCGAUUACCGUUCUUGCGUGACACGGAUCCCCAAAAUACUAGAAAGCAGUCUACCGUCUAUACACCUGUUGAGGGAACACAAUAUAUAUAUUAUAUAUAUUUUGAUAUACAUAUAUUAUUGUUUUCAAUAAAAAAAAAUAAAAAAAUCUACAUGU
This is a messenger RNA of Mytilus trossulus (common blue mussel), 913 nucleotides long. RefSeq names its product caveolin-1-like. The transcript has 2 exons. Gene Ontology annotation, molecular function: molecular adaptor activity. Gene Ontology annotation, biological process: caveola assembly. The record is from RefSeq and is a predicted model, not a curated record. Lineage: Eukaryota; Metazoa; Mollusca; Bivalvia; Mytilida; Mytilidae. Bases 220 to 609 code for a protein of 129 amino acids. Gene Ontology annotation, cellular component: plasma membrane; caveola.